CGCUGAAUAAUUUACAGACAGUGGAGUUUUGAAUACUCUCGUUAGUUGUCAAGGAUUUAAUUUCUUUACACUCUUCUCUUUCCUUGUUCAGUAUCAUCAAUGGGUUUGCAUUGCCUUUGAAAGAAGAGCAUAAAAUGUUCCUGAUCAGAGUAUUACUGCCCCUGCACAAAGUGAAAAGUCUGAGUGUCUACCACCCACAGCUGGCCUACUGUGUGGUGCAGUUCCUUGAGAAAGACAGCAGCCUUACAGAGCCAGUCAUUGUAGGUUUGCUCAAGUUCUGGCCAAAAACACACAGUCCAAAGGAAGUGAUGUUUCUGAAUGAACUGGAGGAAAUUCUCGAUGUCAUCGAACCUUCGGAAUUUGUGAAAGUAAUGGAGCCAUUGUUCCGACAGCUUGCCAAAUGUGUCUCCAGUCCACACUUUCAGGUGGCAGAGCGUGCUCUCUAUUAUUGGAACAAUGAGUAUAUCAUGAGUUUGAUCAGUGAUAACGCGGCCAAGAUCCUCCCUAUAAUGUUCCCUGCUCUCUACAAAAACUCUAAAAGUCAUUGGAACAAGACAAUCCAUGGAUUAAUUUACAAUGCAUUGAAGCUAUUUAUGGAGAUGAAUCAGAAGCUUUUUGAUGAUUGCACUCAACAGUACAAAGCAGAGAAGCAAAAGGAGAAAUUCAAACUUAAGGAGCGUGAAGAGAUAUGGCAAAAGAUCGAAAAUCUGGCCCAACAUAAUCCUCAGGCCAGUGCAUAUAUUGAGUCAUCUGCAGUCAGCCCUGUGUUCUCCAUGGAAACAGAGACUCCCACUACUGAGGACAUCCAGCUGCUAAAGAAAGCGGUGGAGACUGAGGCCGUUCAGGUGAAAGAGAAGAUUAAAAAAGAGAAGGCUUUGCUACGCCGGAAGUCAGACCUGCCUCAGGAUGUGUACACUAUAAAGGCCCUUGAAGCACACAAGCGGCCAGAGGAAUACCUCAGCUCGAACCAGGAGGCUCUCUGACGGGCAGUGCCUGCCCCACCCCUGGCCUCAGUACCAGGAUGUUUGCAGAGACACACUCUGUCAGUGUAAAGCAUAGAAUGAACUGUUGAUCAGUGUUUAUGUAAAGCUGCAUCCAUUCUUUUGUUACCUGCUUCUUUUACAUUUUCCCCAUUUGCUGUUGUUUCUCCUGCACCCCUCCACAGCCCAGUCUGUUCCAGUCUGUCAGUUGGAUGGGUUUGUAUUUCAUUGUCAUGCAAGAAAAUCACAUGGACAAUAGCAAACAUAAGGUGCCCAGAGUCAGCAAGAAAGCAAACAGCUACAAGAGCCCAGAGAUGUAGUCUGCACUGUCCCGUCAGUUUGUCUCCAGCCUAAAGGUGGUCUCGUUGUCCCCUCAGUUUGUGUCUAGCCUGAAGGUGGUGUGUACUGUCCCAAGACGACUUCUAACCUACGGCCGGUGUGCACAGCCCCCUGUGGCUCUGUCUGAUCUACGGCCGGUGUGCACAGCCCCCUGUGGCCCUGUCCAGCCAAUGGCGAGUCUGCAUUGUCUUGACUGUCCGGCCAUCCACCUGACUUUAUUGUGGACUGACUAGCUCAUUAUUGAGAAAUCAAUAGUUUUGUUUUGUACAAAUCACUGUAAAGGUUGAAAAGUAGAUUCCCAGAAAUGGCAUCAAGUACCUGUCAGUGCUCUGUGUUUUUAUGUUUCUCUCCUUUUGACCCUUUCUCCACUAAACAGUUUGGACUGAUAAUGUGAUGUGAUUCUACAGGUGUCUGCUAUCCUCUCAUCAUUUCGUGCAGUCAAGCUCUUUAGCCAUAGGGUGUAUUACUCUGUCCCUGUCCACUGCAACACUUGUCAAGACAGCAAUUUGAGAAGCUUGGCUGUUAUACCCCCUUCUAUCCCAAUAGAACUAAAGUCAAUUGUACUAAACUGCAACUUUACCAGAGAGGGGCUUGAGACCAGCCUGGAAAUCUCAACAUCAUACUAGUCAGUGCACCCUGAUCAAAAUGUCUAAAUGGGGUGAAGUUCCAUUCAGGGAAACUCUCCAGCAAAUAAUUUAGUCUGUUGCCCUGGAGUUUCUUUUAUUGUCUUUGUGCAAUCAGCAGUUAUGUAAUAUUCAUUGAACAAUAGAUAAAUGAAUAUAACACUGAGACACUUCCAGGCGUGGCAGUGGUCAUUCUUGAAAUCUGACACUCAUAUUCCCCAUGCAGCAGUGCUGAUGAUCACAGUACUGUCCCAAGCUAGCCCUGUGGCAACACCUUCAGAAAGUGAAUUGCCUUUUGUUCUUUUUUAAAAUGUCAUGUUAUUAACUGUGACCAUGAGGACUGUAACCCUGAUCAUUUCAGGUAUGAUCCAUUUCUCCAGCUUCUCCUAACUGCUUCCUGCCAUGUUCCUUUCCCACCAAUGAAAAUAAUGAUUUGGUAGUAUUUGAUUUUUUUUUUCCUCUUAACAAAAUCAUGUCAAGUAUUAAGUGGAGUGACAAAGGCUGUUUUAUUAAAUAAUAUUAAUGCCAUGCUGCAGCAGAGGCUGAAGACAUCCAAUUGUUGGACUAUCAGGCUGCCACACGGUGGAGGCUUGUCCUGUCGGGAUUUUGAGUUUCCACAUUAUAACGAGAACAAUGGUCAUUUAUACAUUAGGAUGUAGAAAUGUGAUUUGCAUAGCUAAUUACUGUUUCAGACAUGUGAAACCAAUAAAAUGGAGAGUGCAUUCACCUACUGAGAUUAAAUGGAGUGUUGGGUUGGGGGCAAACUGGGGUCUCUCUAAACUCGGGUUUGCAUUCAAGUCCCACACUCUUCCCCUCCCACACUGACACUUGCUUUCCAAUAGCAAUGGAAGGUGUGUGACAUAGCCAAUGUAUCAAGGUAACAGGGUAGUGGCUGAUGGUAAGCGGUAGUGGGAACCUUUUCUGGUUUCUUCCCCAUCUCCUCUGUGCCCGUGACAUCAGCUUUCAAUCCUUUUCAGUAACUCCAACAAACUUACAGUACAAACUAAUGAUGUUUUACAUUACAUGGAACAUUCAAGCCCAGUAAAAUUAAUAAUUCUUCAUGAUAAUACUGAAACUAUGUUCUUUUGAAUUUAUUCAAGGAUGUAAUGUAUAAUUAGGAUAUAGACUAAGGUGGCAAUGGCCUCCAUUCUUUAUGUGAGAUAGCUUGCCAGACAACUAUCUUUACAGUAUUCAAGAUUCAUUAAGUUGUUUUAAUACUGCAGAAAACCUCGAAACAAUAUUACUUUGAAAAAUUUCCUUUGUUUUGAUCUGAAAUCCAUUGUAUAUACUGUUGUAGGAAUGUACACUGCCCCAGCUAUCACUCAACAUUAGUGACAACCUGGUUUCAUUGGCACUUUUCUCAGAGUCGAAUGUUGUGAUUUUAAGAGUCUGCUUCAGUAUAAUUGAGGCAGAAAUGUCAUUGCCCGCUCAUUACAGAAGUGGUGUUGAAGUGGAGAGUUAGCAGCUCAAAGAGGAUCUGAGCAUCCUCCAGGAAACUAGAAUGCAGUUAUAGCAGGUAGUAUGAAAGGCAAAUGGAAUUUCUCCAUUUAUUGCUGCAGGAAUAUAGUAUAAGUAGUAUUGCUGCAAUUGUUCAAGGUAUUAGUGAGACUGGAGUAUUGUGUACAAUUUGAUCCCCUUACUUGAGGAAUGUAGUUGCAUUGGAAACAGUUCAGAGGAGCUUCACUAGAUUGAUUCCAGAGGUGAGGGUUUCUAGAGUUUAGAAAGAUAUCUAAUUGAGGUAUGCUAGAUGCUAAAGGGGACUGACAAAGUAGACUUUGUUUUUCCCUUGUGGGGCAUUCACUCAAUCUAAAAUGAGAGGUCAUAGCUUUCGGAUAAGGGGUAGCAGAUUUAUAACAAAGAUGAGGAGAAAUUACUUCCCUCAAGGGUCGUGAAUCAGUGGACUUUCCUAACCCAGAGUGGAUGUUGGGACAUCGCAUAAAUUUCAGCAGGACAUGGACAGAUUGUUUUAAAUAGCAAUGGGUUGAAAGUUUAUGGAGAGCAAGCAGGAAAGUGGAUUCGAGGCCAAGGUGAGAUAGGCCAUGAUUGUAUUAAAUAGUAGAGCAGGCUGGAUCGGUUGGAUUGCCAACUCCUGCUCUUAGUUCUUAUGUUCCUAAAGUUAGAGCUAUAAAGACUCUGUCUGCCUGUUAUAGAUGGCUAAGACCAUAAGACAUAGUAGCAGAAGUUGGCCGUUUAGCCCAUUUAGCCAUUUAGAUCGUGGCAGGUCUGCUAAUCCUUCACUCCACUUUACUGUCUUUUCCCUAUGAACCAUUGAUUCCCUUACUGUUUAAAAAUCUGUCUGCCUCAACCAUGAAUAUACUUAAUGACUCAGCCUCAAUAGCCCUCUAUGCUUUAAAAAAAAAUCCACGGAUCCGCUACCCUCAGAGAUGGAAUUCCUUUUUAUUUCUUAUCUUAAAUGUACAACUCCUUAUUCUGAAAUUGCGCUGUCUGAUUUUGAUCCUCUGGCACUAAAAGGAGCAAGGUAUUUCUCUGUAUCUUGGCUUACAUUACUUCUCAAAUCCAUACAGUUAGAGAGAGGUGGAAUGGUUAUUUAUUCACUUGCUCGAUUGGAAAUUAAUUGGAAUCACUUGGUUAGUUGUAAAUUAUUACGAAUUUGAUUAGGUGGUAAUACUAGACCACAGUUGUUAUAGAGGGGGGAAAGAAAACACAGGAAGAAGGAAGUAUAAAAAGAGAAAUGGAAUGAUGUAUUUUGUCCUAGGGAUCUGUGCUGGGGCCUCUUUUUGCUGUUUUAUGUGGAAAUAAUUUCAAAUUGAAUAUGCAAAUGAUCUCCAAUAUCGCUGAUGACAAAAUAGGGACCAGGCAAAUUGUGAACAAGAUUGCAGUGGGAGUAAGCUAGAAGAGUGGGCAGACAUGAUAUGUGCAGGAAGGGGGUUGGAAUACAAGAGCAGGGAAGUCUUACUGCAGUUGUACAAGGUACUGGUGAGACCACAUCUGGUGUGUUGAGAGCAGUUUCGGUGAUCUUAUUUAAUUUCAUCACAGGCAGAUCAGAGAAGAUUCAUUAGGAUGACACCCCAGUAUGGAGAUAUUGUCUUUAGAUCAAAGACCAAACAGUUUGGGACUCUACUCACUGGAGUUUAGAAGAGUGAUAGGUGAUCUCCUUGAUGUGCGUAGAUUACUCAAGAGGCUUGACAGAGUAAAUGCUGAGAGGUUGUUUCCCCUCAAGGGGAGAGUCUAGACCAGAUGACAUAGUCUCAGAAUAAAGGACUGCCUAUUUAAGACUGAGAUGAGGAAUUUCUUUUGUGAGGAUUGACAGUUUUUGAAACUCCUUGCCACAGAGAGCUGUGGGAGCAGAGUUCUUAUGUAUAUUUAAGGCUGAGAUAGAUACACUGUCCAUCAGUAGAGGAAUCGGGGUUAUGGGAAAAAGGCAGAGAAGUUGACAUGAGGAAUGUCAGAUCAGCCAUGUUCCUAUUGAAUGGCAGAGUAGGCUCGAGGGACCAAAUGGCCUACUCCUGUUUGUAUUUCUGAUGGUUUGAUUGGUGAAGGUCAUUGACCAAAAUUGCACUAUUAAUAUGGGGCGACAUGAGUGGAGAUGCACAGGGGUCUUUUUAAGUGGCCAAACAGAAAAGUUAAUUUUUUGUUUAGAAAUUUUAUUGUUAAGGAAGAAAAUGAUCCUGAGUCGUACUAGAUGUCUGUGAGGUUGUGGGGUAGCAUGGUUGCUCAGUGGUUAGCACUGCUGCCUCUCAUUGCCAGGGACCCAGGUUCAGUCCCAGCCUCUGGCAACUGUCUCUUGAGUUUGCACAUUCUCCCCAUGUCUGCGUGGGUUUCCUCCCACAGCCCAAAGAUGUACAGGUUAGAUGGGUUGGCCAUGCUAAACUGGCCAUAAUGUCCAGACUAAGUGGAUUAGCUGUGGGAAAUGCAGGGUUAUCGAAAUAGUUUGGGGGAUGUGGGUUUGGAGGGUCGGAGUGGACUCAUUGGGCCGUAUGGCCUGCUUCCACACUGUAGGGAUUCUCUGAUUAAAGGAUGCAGCUAGAGUUUUAAAUGCAGAUUUGUGAACCCUGUUCUAAGGAUAUCGGAGUUAAAGGCUACAGUAAGGGUUUCAAUGGAAUGUUCCUGCCACUUUCUCAUCAGGACCAUUAGGAGGUAGAGGCAAUGUGGUUUCCAUGGCCCAAGUGGAAGAACCUCUCAUCAGCUUAGUCCAUUGCUCUAUUCACAACACAAUACACCAUUCUCGAACAGAAAUGGUCCCUGCAAUUGUUUGAGGUUGUAGUCAUCUCAAUAGUGUACAAGACAGUUGCCAACACUACUGACUGAGGGAAACUAGAGGAGAAGUCGUCUUGUGGCAAAAUGGUGUACCCUUAUAAUCCUGGGGGUAUAUAGAGACCAUUCUGUAGCAUGAUGGUGUACGUUUUGCUGACCAAGGGAAAAGUUAUUCUGCAACCUUAUGGUUUAGCUUUACUGACCUCAUUGUUCACUCCUGUCCAAAAUCUGUCAUGUUAAAUAAUUAAUUGCACCAAUCUAUGCUUGCAAUGUAUUCAUUUGAUAAUCCUUUGUAGGUUCACAGAGGUUUAUGUUGCUGUGCAGAAGAGGGAUUUAGAAAUGAAACAACUUUGUCAAACAUCAUCCACCUUUUGUUAUUUAGAAAGGGAAUGACUAUCAUCAAUGACCAUUGCACAAACUUAAAAUACCAUUGUGGGGGGGAAAAUCUGAUGGAAACAUUUUUCUGAAUGCCCAUACAGCUUGCACUUUGUUCCACAUUUCGAGUGAUAUCACCUCUUCCUCUUGGGGCAGGGUAACCAUUUGUGUCCCUGCAUGCUUUGUAGAGCUCAUUCUCUGCCCUUUCCUCUCCCUUCAUUCAUUGUUAUCUGGCAUCAUCCACCACACAGCAAUUGCAAAAGUCUGUUUUCAUGGAUAAACUGCUUUUCUAUCUCAGCUCAUUCCUCUCCUGAACUUGCUUGAGAUCUAGUUCUCAGAAUAAUAGUGACCCUCAAGUACCUUACCAGUUGUCUUUUUGUUGAUCAUGAGCCUAGGAGACACAACUUGCAUCUUGCCCCCAAAUUCUCAGCAUGCCUUAGCUCCAAACAUGGAGCUCAUUGGAAGGACUUUUGCAAUGGUUCAGCUUGAAUUUAUGAAGUUCUGUUUUUCGGAAUUUGCGUUAGUCAUUGAUGAGACAAUAGGGUGGUCUGAAACCAAAAUUUGAACUUCCUUCUUACUAGAUAGGAUCUACAACAAUUGUUGUUUAAAAAAACUCACUCUCGUAAACUGUAUUGACAAAAACAACUGCCCUAAGCCCAAAAUGAUCUCUUGCUGCUGCAGAAUAGGUCGAUGGGAACUCAGCAGAGGUUGACAUUUAUCUGGUUUCUAGGACUUUGAAGGUUGAGAGAUCUUGGGAUUGUGGAGUCUUGGUGAAGAUGGAUCCAGGAGCAGUGAAGUGGCUCUCACUGAUGCAGAUUUCUCGGAAUUGGUAUUUAAGAUGGACAGGAGAUAUCUUUUAACUGAGAGAGUGAGCUUGAAACCAUUGCUUCAAUUCUGCUGGCAAAACUGAAUAGGGUGAGGUCAGAAUGUGUCUAGUUACAAGGUCUUAGCUGUUGAAAAGUUACUGCGUUCGAUUCCAGCCUUGGGCAACUGUCCGUGUGGAGUUUGCACGUUCUCCCCGUGUCUGCGUGGGUUUCCUCCCCCAGUGCAAAGAUGUGCAGGCUAGGUGGAUUAGCCAUGGGUAAUGCAGGGUUACAGGGAUAGGGCAGGGUGCUUUUUGGAGGGUUGGUGUGUACUCAAUGGGCCAAAUGGCCUGCUUCCAUACUGUAAGGAUUGUAUGUAUGAAGAUACUCUCCCAAGGAAACUCUGAGUAAUGAGCCUGCAGUAAGUGUAGGCCUAUAAUUACACUACGAAGGAAAGUUAGCAAGUUACAAUUGUUUUAAAAGAACAAAAAUGUAUGCACAACAUUGAGGCUGUAGCUAUGGAUUUCAAUGUGGAAUAGUUUGGGAAGCAUCUCAGAAAUGAAGUUUUAAAAUUAAGAUUUUGGAUAUUUUUAGUUUUCUACCCUGAUCAAAUCUGAAUUUACUCAAUAAACCAGGCCUACAUCAAACCUAAACCCCUACAUCCCAACAAGAUCUUCAAACUGGGUGCUCUGGUAUAAGGCAAGAGUUUCUGCACUAUUUUACAAAACUAAAUCCAUUUGGGAGUGAUGUAAAUUGUAAAUAUUCCAACCUCCAAUUUCACACUUAUCCAGUUUUGGGGAGAGGAACUAUUUGUGUCUAAUUGUGAAAAGGGAGUGGCCAUAACUAGAGGUUAUCAGUCUCUCACUCCACCUUGAUGUAUUGUUACGCUUGGCUUGUCUUAAGUACAAUGGAAAAUUAAGCAAUAUGUUAUCAAGUAUCACUUGGCGUAUACAUAAUGUCAAUGAAUCCUUACUAGAACUGUAAUUUUUAGAAGAAUGUUCAGGCUUAUUCAGGGAGCUUGUAUUCAAUGUUGCACAUACUCAUGUACUGUAUGCUAUUGUAUCAAUUAGGGUUGUUAAAGAGAACAUCACUUGCCUCCGUCUCCUUACCCUACCACCAAAUACAAAUGUAAAUCCUGUAAAAAUUCAGCUUUUUUUCCUUUCUGUGCAAUGUAUAUUUGCUAAUUCCAUCUGAUCCUUGAUCAUUCCAGGCUCGGGAGGAUGGAGUCAUCAUGGGUCCAAUUACACAGGGGUAUUGUCUUUGAGGAUGUGGGUGCAUUAGACUACACUACAUGCUGGUUUCAGGCCUUUAGGUAUCUUUGUCUCCACAUGGUUUCCAUUUAGACAUUUAGUGUUGCACGUUGAAAUAAUUUUUUGAUCUUAAUCCUGUUCAGGAGGCUGAAGAUGGGGACAAAUCCUUUGUUGUAUUCUUGAGAUGACCUGUUGAUGAGAUGUAUGCAAGAGAAAAAGCCAUCUGGACCUUUUUGUAGAUAAAAACUCCGUUAUCUCAAUUCCACUAUCUGUCUUUACUCCUGUUAUUUUCCAGAGAUUUUGACUUCACCACUCUACCCAAAUUUAUUUCCAAUAUUGAGCAUUUGCCAUGAAGAAUUGUGACACUAGCUCUAAAUUUUGCCUUUGUUUUGAAUUAAACCUGUGUACUCUUGUCUUCCUUUAGUUUGAUAAUUUUUUUAGAUUUUUUUUUCCAAGCCACUUACUAUCCUCUAUACCUCAGUAUAGCCAAGCACUUUAAAGGAAAUGCAUUUUAAAUGUCUUUUUGUCUGUUCUGCCCAGUAGAAUGUUUUGUUCCAAACCAUCCUGUAAUUCAAGUACUACAUCAGGACCAUCUGCUCCUUCAAGUAUGGUGACAUUGACCACUUAGCAAUGAAAUAGUUACCAUCCUCUUGGUGCUGAGUGCCUCAGAAUAGUACUGAUCAAUUUACAAUUAUUAAAGCACAGAAGAGGCCAUUCAGCUAAUGUUGUCUCCAUCUGGCUGCGUGAAUAUUUCAAUUGCUGCUAUUCUUUAGCGGACUUGUAACCUUCCACGUUGUUCCUGUUCACACUGCAAUUUAUCUCCCUUUUGAAUGCAUUGAUUGAACUUGCUUGUAACACACUUUCAGGUGGUGUGUGCCAGAGUUUAUUCUAUUCAUGUAUAAAUAAGCCAUUCCUCAUCUCGUUUGUUGUUUUUGCUUCUUUUGCCAAUGACUUUUAAACUAUCUGAAACAAAAUGAACAAUCUGGAAUUGUGGUGGGCAGAGGAGAGCAGUUUCCCUUGUUUAGUAUAUGCCAUUGCUUGUCUUGUAUCCUAAAAGGUAUUUCUGGACCAGUUUUGGCAGAUGCUCAUAAGCCACCUUCCUGCUUUUUGUUCUGGAGUAGAAUCACCUUUUACAGGUUAUAUACAAAGCGAGGGAGGGGAAACCUAAAAGAAUACUUUGUAUUUGCUGCCAUCCAAGAUUUUAUUUGUGUGCCAGCUUGUGAAUCAAGCUCAGAAACACAUCCCUGUGGUUUACGAUCAUCAUUGUUUUUUGUAGCAUUCCAUAAAUCAAUAGUUCAGGUUGUAGUGCAAAUACUUUUUUGUGGUUGCUUAAUAAUUUCAGUUCAGUGUUGAUUAAUAGGCUUCUUGAAGGAAAUAAAGCCUGCUUUCAAGAAGCCACGUGAGCUGGUAUUCUGACAUACUAGUUUGUGUUGUGUUCCACUAAAGCAGUUAACUUUUCAAUUGUCUCUUCUCCACCUCAAACCACUUAUAUCACUCACUUGUUACAGGAGCAGUGCCACUUAGUGCACAGUACGAAAGGAUGCUGCAUGCAUCAACAAUAAAUCACCAAAAGAUUCUGGACUUCAGUUGGUCUUUGAUAAAGCAACUAUAAUUUAUUUAGCAUGAGACUUGAUUUCUGGGUUAAGGAGAUCUUAAACCAUUGCUUGGAAAGUGCCAGUGCACUGUCUCAACUAUGGAUUAGAAUGAAAUCAAUCAGUCCAUUUGCACUAUGGCCUCUAAAGAGGUCUAACAGUGACACUAUUAAAUAACUUGCCAAGCUGGAAUGUUUGAAUGUUUAACAUUGGACGUUAUACCUGAAUCAUCAUCAUCAUCUGGAAAUAACUGAACAGGUAUAAGUUCUGUCCUACUUAACUCUAUGAACUAUAAAAGAUAAUCAAUCACUGACAUCGAUUAUAACUGGGAACUCAGAUCUGUUUCCAAUUCUCGAAAGCAUCCUCAAGGCUAAAAAGUCAAAAGGUUGAAAAUGAAUAAAGAAUUUUGAGGGCCUCCCAGGGAAUUGCAGUGACACGAGAUCCUGCAGGUAUUCUCACCCCUACUGACACUGCAGGUGGGAAAUACCUGAAAAUGAAAUAUUUCUAAUUUUCUGACUGACACUAUUAAGCUGGCUACAGUUAAUAUUUGUACAUAUGUUGAACUUUAUUUUAGGUAGAGUAUUACAUAGUAUUGAAAUGUCAUAUUUUGUACAAAUGUUCAUGUAUGUACAGAACAAAAAUAAACUGGGUCUCACAAGAAA
Rhincodon typus (whale shark) is the source of this 10839-nucleotide messenger RNA. RefSeq names its product protein phosphatase 2, regulatory subunit B', delta (gene ppp2r5d). Gene Ontology annotation, molecular function: protein phosphatase activator activity. Gene Ontology annotation, cellular component: protein phosphatase type 2A complex; nucleus; cytosol. NCBI's taxonomy places the organism in Eukaryota, Metazoa, Chordata, Chondrichthyes, Orectolobiformes, Rhincodontidae. Bases 135 to 983 code for a protein of 282 amino acids. The transcript has 8 exons. The record is from RefSeq and is a predicted model, not a curated record. Gene Ontology annotation, biological process: protein dephosphorylation; signal transduction.